Molecule: messenger RNA, 618 nt
Organism: Prunus armeniaca (apricot)
Lineage: Eukaryota; Viridiplantae; Streptophyta; Magnoliopsida; Rosales; Rosaceae
Source: the annotation of a GenBank genome assembly
AUGCCUGAAGGUGAUUUUAAGAGCAUUCUAGAGUUUUGUCACUCCCAUACAUGCGGAGGCCAUUUUGGAGCAAAGAAGACUGCCAACAAAGUGCUACAAUCAGUUGCUGUCAAUUAUGUUUCCAAAUGGGUGGAAGCCAUUGCCACUAGAACUAAUGAUGCUAAGGUGGUGAUCAGUUUUCUCAAAGGAAAUAUUUUAACAAGGUUUGGCACACCUAGAGCAAUCAUUAGUGAUGGUGGCUCCCACUUUGUUAACCAAGCUUUUGUAGCACUCUUGAAGAAAUAUGAAAUCACGCAUAAGGUGGCAACACCCAAUCAUCCUCAAACUAGUGGGCAGGUUGAGAUAAGCAAUAAGGAGAUUAAGCACAUACUUGAAAAGACAGUGAACACCACAAGGAAGGAUUGGUCCAUGCGUUUGGAUGAUGCACUGUGGGCUGAUAGGACUGCUUAUAAGACCCUUAUAUGUAUGUCUCUGUAUAAACUUGUUUUCGAUAAACCUUGUCACGUACCAGUGGAGCUUGAGCACAGGGCUUAUUGGGCAAUCAAGGCCUUCAAUUUUGAUAUGAAAGUUGCUGGUGAGAAGAGGAAGUUUCAACUGAAUGAGCUGGAGGAGUUGUGA